CAAUGCUUGUGAACUUUCUGUUCAGAGGAGAGAUUUUUUUCAAUAGGCACAAAAUCCCACCCCCUCAGCAGCCCUCCUUCCCCUGUGUCUGACACUGACUUCAAGGGAGGAGUUGAGCCAAUUAUCUGUGAGUCCUACAGAAGGAAAUUCUGCAAUUUGCCAGUAGUUGUGAGAGCCAGAGAGAGAAAGGCAGGGAGGGAAGAAGACAGACAUAAUUGGCAAAUGUAAAGAAAAUCCCCUUCUGUCCUAGGAAGCAAAUAUUUUAAAGCAAAUCUCAGACCAUAAGAAAAGAAGCUCAUGACGGGGGAGUGCCAGGCAAGAUCUGGGGAACUGUAGGUUUGCCAAAGACAACUUUCAUGCCCCCGUUCAAAUUUUUCCAUCGGGUCUGAGGCAGCAUAGAGGCAGGGUGGGUCAGCUGUAUGCACCCAUGAUCCUGCACGACUAGGUGUUGCUCCAGAAACGCCUUUCCCCCAGCAGAGCCAACGAAGUGCAACUUGCAAGAAAAGCCAGUGGGAGUAGGAGAGACUCUGCCUCUCUUUCUUUUGAAUUGAGGUUGUGAGGAAAAGAGCUCACUCAGCCAAAAAGAGAAGCUGUCACUGGUCCUGAGACCCUUCCUUAGCCCAUGUCCUUCACCUGAUCCUGUACUUACAUCCAUGGGGGAACACCCUCUGGAGACCUGCAGUCCUUCCCAAUCCUGCUUAGUUCCCGGGAAAUAUUGGUAAAGAACUAAGCCCAGAGCAAGCAGCGUGUGAUCCACAGAACAACAGCCUUUUACAGCAGCAGCUGCCUCUGAUUAAAAUUACCAGCUUCAUCAGACUGCACCAAGACCCAGGACUGCUCCUCCAAGGGAAGAGAGGACUGAGCAAUGAUGAAGACCAUGUCUGGUGGAAACUGCACUCUGAAUGUGCCAGCCAAGAACUCGUACCGCAUGGUAGUGCUGGGAGCCUCCAAGGUGGGGAAAAGUUCCAUCGUUUCACGCUUUCUUAACGGCCGUUUUGAGGACCAGUACACUCCCACAAUUGAGGAUUUUCAUCGUAAGGUCUACAACAUCCGGGGAGACAUGUAUCAGCUGGACAUCCUGGACACCUCUGGGAAUCAUCCUUUCCCUGCUAUGAGGAGGCUUUCCAUUCUGACGGGGGAUGUUUUCGUCCUGGUAUUCAGCUUGGACAACCGAGAAUCCUUUGAUGAGGUCAAGAGGCUCCAGAAACAGAUCCUUGAGGUCAAAUCCUGCCUGAAGAACAAGACCAAGGAAUCAGCUGACCUACCCAUGGUGAUCUGCGGCAACAAAAAUGACCACAGUGAAAUAUCCCGCAAGGUACGCUCAGAUGAAGGUGAGAACCUUGUCUCCAGUGAUGAAAAUUGUGCUUACUUCGAAGUUUCAGCCAAGAAGAACACCAAUGUGGAUGAGAUGUUCUAUGUCCUCUUCAGCAUGGCCAAGCUACCUCAUGAGAUGAGCCCCGCUCUCCACAGGAAAAUCUCCAUCCAGUAUGGUGACACCUUCCAACAGAAAACCUUCCGGAUGCGCCGAGUCAAGGACAUGGAUGCCUAUGGCAUGAUCUCUCCCUUUGCUCGUCGGCCAAGUGUCAACAGUGACCUGAAGUAUAUCAAAUCAAAAGUUCUCAGGGAAGGUCAGUCAAGGGAGAGGGAGAAAUGCACCAUCCAGUGAAGGGGGCUUGCACUUCUGUCUGAAGUUAUCAUCCACAUGCAGUGCCUUAAAGAGACAUGGUCUGUGAAAGCACAGAAUGGGCUCAUGGGGUUCCUUGAGUAAAUCCAACAUGGAGAGAGGAUAACUCUUCCUGCAGAUUCUGCUAAGUCACAAAUGUAAAUAACAUCGACCUUGUAAACAACUGUGAAAAAUCAUAUGCCUGAGAUGAGUGUAAUUCUCUGUCUUUGUAAUGUAGUUCUUCUUCUUUCCCUUUCUGAGUAAAGCAUACAGACCUGGUAUACAGUAAAAGAAAUUUCAACCUCAUCCUUACAAAGGCAGUAGAUAAAAAAUGCACAGAAGGCAUUAACAGUUACCCAACAUUCAGCUUCUGCUAAGGGAGAGAAGGUUAUGUUUGUACAUGUUGUAUCUUUGUCUCUCUGUGUAUGUGUGCAUGCAAGGGUUGAACAUUCCUUUAAAAAUGGGACUUGGAUUUCAAAGGGCAGCAGACUUACUGAGAUUUCCCAGAUUGGGAGUGGACUCUAUAUAUGACUACAUGACUCACUUCUGAGAGGAUCUACAUUAAGAUCUUGAUUUUAUAUUUGCUGGGACAGUUAACAUUUGGCAUUGACAUGAAUGUUGUUUUGUAUCAUAGAUUUUAUUUGGGAUUUGGUUUUUUUAUUGUCUGGGGUGAGUUCUUAGCAAAAUCAGAUGGCAAGUGUGUUUGAUAUCAAAACAGCGUCUACUUUCAAGUAGUGAAAGGUGUUUUUCAUCUGUAAAACUGUGUAAUAUGUACAUUGAUUGAAAGUGAAAUUGUUCUGCAAAAAAACCCCAAUACAUCUGACUGCUUUGCAAGCCUGUGUGAUAUUGUUCCUCAAAGCAGCCACAACAACUCUGAAUACCACAGUACAAAUGCCAUCCUUUGCCUUGUUGACCACCGGAGCGAUGGUUUCUUCCUUUGUCUCCUGUCAACCAAGACUGAUCUGAUUUAUAUGUUUGCUUAGAUCCCUUCAGAGGCAGGAUUGGAAUUUCCUUCAAAACCAAGAACUGAAUGACUGUAGGGCCAGCUUCAUCACAAUUCCUUUGUUAACAUGCCUCUAGUCAUUUCGCUCAUGGUUUUCCUUGUUAUCUGAAAAAGGUUUCCUUGAUAGAAACCUUUGUACUGCUGUCCUUCAGAACAGAGACUUUAUACUAGUGUCCAAACAGGGCUGGUCAGAUUAAUCUGGAGGUGACAUUAACUUCUUCCCUUUCUCAGCCCAGUCCAGCCUUCCUUGUUGUCGGCUUUGUCCCUGUUGUUCUUCUGGCUUUGCUGUUCCUUGUGCUCCUGUGUGUCCUCGAAGCCAUAUCUAAUCUCUCAAAUGUGCACUCUCCACUCUUGCUGACUAGAUGGACAUGUGUUCAUGCAUAACUGUGGCCAAAGCAUCGUCCCAAGACUGUACACAACAGUAGAGUGUAUAUGCUAUACAUACCUCAGAACGAUCUCCAGACACAUUGCCCUCCUUCACCCUCAAAUUAUGUUCUUGAUUGUACCUACCAGAUGUGAGCUGGUUCAUCCUAUACUUUGAUAGGAAACCAAGAAUGAUUGUUGUCUGCAAAAACUAACUGCUGGGACUAAAAUCCCAUAUUCAUUUAUCAGCUCUACCCUUUACUGGUACUGUUUAUUGACUGGUAAAAUACACUGUUCUUUUAUUCAUGCUGCCAGGGCAGCACCUUUCAGACCACAUCCCCUUCCCUACCUAUAAAUAUGAAUAUAGUUUAUGAUUAAACCCAUUUUAUUUAUUUCCUGUGUCCUCAUUCUUUCUCAAAUUUUCUUUCUCAAAGAAUAAUGAAGAAGGUCCUAUUUUUGUGCUGUGCAAGGCAAGUGAGGUAUGAGACCCCUAAUAAGAUCUUCAGUAUGUUCUGGAAGAGACUUUUUUUUAUCCUCCAGACACCAGGGGCUACACAUUUGUCUGUUUGAACAAAACUGUGUCUAUAUCUACAUGUAUCUAUCUAUUUGAACAUUAACUUAUAUAUGCAGCUACCUUCACAAGCAAAAGCAGACAGUUACUCUUCCCCGUGCUGCCCCCAACACAAGAGACUAACUCUCUCCUUUAUGUGCAAAGUUGACACGCUCAUCCCUGGUGCUCUUUCAUGUGGUCUCUGCAGAGACAUCACUUGUUCUCAGCAGUCUCUUCAUUUUACCAUCUGCACAUCUCUACUGUAUUAGUCUUAGUUCCCCUGAGCACAUGCCCACCUCCCUACAGACUCUUCACCCAAGUGCAGGACUACAGAAUAUCCCAGUGAUCAGCCUCUGGGACUCACAUGCCAGAGUGACAUGGUAGAGUUGGAGAUGGAGUGAGAAAGUUGUGAGCACUUUCUAAUGGUUGGAUUAAGGGUCUCCAGAAAGCUAGAGAAGAACUCCUCACACUAUAAACCCUGUGCUGCCUUACUGAGCCUAUACUUGCUCUCCCUGGUCUGCUGGAUAAAGCUGUAUUUUUAAAGAGCCUUCAUAACUACCAAGUUUCUGCCUUUGUCUUACAACACCUUGCAGUUAUUUUCCCUAUUUCCUUCCAUCUCCACAGAGACACCAGCUUUUCUCACCCUUUCAUGUCCUCCCAUUCCUGCCUUUUCUAACAUGGAUAUGAUGCCACAGGGCAUGGAAAACAUUGCAGUGACAGCAUGUCUACAAGAGUAGGGAAGGAAGAAAACCAAGGAGCAGGUGCUCAGAGGGAUAUAUUGGAUCUCUCAGGAAGGCCAGUGAGCCCCAGCUUCACAGUCCAGCUUGGUCUGCUAAAGUUCAGGGUAAGAAUCAUCUGAGACACUGGAUAGGAGUGAAGCUGAAG
This is a messenger RNA of Cuculus canorus (common cuckoo), 4464 nucleotides long. RefSeq names its product RASD family member 2 (gene RASD2). The transcript is spliced from 3 exons. The coding region runs from base 866 to 1666 and encodes 266 amino acids. The record is from RefSeq and is a predicted model, not a curated record. NCBI's taxonomy places the organism in Eukaryota, Metazoa, Chordata, Aves, Cuculiformes, Cuculidae. Gene Ontology annotation, molecular function: GTPase activity; GTP binding.